Messenger RNA from Aspergillus fijiensis CBS 313.89, 778 nucleotides. RefSeq lists its product as uncharacterized. NCBI's taxonomy places the organism in Eukaryota, Fungi, Ascomycota, Eurotiomycetes, Eurotiales, Aspergillaceae. The transcript has a single exon. The record is from RefSeq and is a predicted model, not a curated record. The coding region runs from base 101 to 502 and encodes 133 amino acids.
AUUAACCUUACAUUGCAUGUUCCGCCGAGUUACCCGUGCACGAUCGACUGCGCAGGUGGACUGCCUUGCGUUAGAUUAGUGGAGGACCAGGAAAUUGCGGAUGUGGGAUCCUGCUCGCCAUCUUCUUGCUCACUGGCUUUCUUUCUUCCCUUCCUUCUUUCUAACUGUGGUCUUUUUCCCAGAUCCCAAGAAUAAUUCUACAGAGCAAGAUAUGCUUACUUUCCAAUCUGGUAAUCCUGAGCGAUCUGGAUUCGAUACACAGGGGGCCUUGCCUGGGCCAAUUGCGACCUUUCGAUCCAGAAUAUUGUACGGCAUGUCACGAUGGCAUCAUCCCAUACCCCAAAAAGAGGGUGUCACAGACACACUGAGAGGUGUAACACAUACAUGGUGGCGAUGGUCGGCCACCGGGCUGAGGAUCCAUGUCCCCGCGACACGGACCCCUUCUCCUCUUUCCCCCCCCCCGUUAAUCAUCCAAGAACAGCAUCUGAGCUACCUAUAUUAGGGGACAAUUAAGACUCUUCGGAUUGGCCAAGUUUGAUUAUGCAUUGAUUGGCAGCAGAGGCAACCACGUAUGUGCUGGCAAGGACAUCUACUAAAUCUUUCUCUCUCUCCCCUCCAUCUACUAUUUUUCCCUCUUAUUCUUGAUUUCUUUCUUUUUGUCUUUUGCCCCCUUUUCUUUUUUUUUUCUUUUUCUUUUUUUCUCUCUUUCUUCUCCCUUCCGUCUUUCAUUUCUUGCCUUGCACCCGUCUACCGUUGAUACCGGCAGCUGGAGAACAUG